Messenger RNA from Closterium sp. NIES-65, 2760 nucleotides. The record is from the annotation of a GenBank genome assembly. Lineage: Eukaryota; Viridiplantae; Streptophyta; Zygnematophyceae; Desmidiales; Closteriaceae.
AUGGCUCCGCCUCACAGCCUCCCCCUGCACUCCUCACGCGGCUUCUCCAUCUUUGCAGCCUCCGGCCUCUCCGCUUCGUUAUCCGCCGCGUGCUGCGUGCUGCUUCUCGCCUCCGCCUCCUCCGCCGCCUCCGCCGCCAACCCCGCGUCGUCCCUACUACCGUCCGCCCGGUUCGCCCUUUCAUCUUUUCACCAGCCGGAAUCACGCGACGAUGAGCCACCAUCGUCAAAUCACGGCUCGGCCGACUUCCCUAGUACCGCCUGGUCGCUGCUACACCCGUUUCUCGACCUUGACAAUUCAGACGCUCUUGGCGGCGACUUGUCACGAGCAGAACAGUCGCACGCGACACGCUCCCCGUCGCAUCGCCUGCUCGUCGCACAGCAGCAACCCAGCAUCGCCGCCGCGGGCGUCGCGACGGUUGCUCGCGUCAACCCGCCUUCGCCGCCGCCUCCGCCGCCGCCGCCAGCGCCGCCGCUGCGCGAGGUGGAGCUCGACCCGUGCGCGCUGCAGGCGCUCCUUCCGCAGCUCUUUCCGCCCGCCCUCCUCGACCCCGCCUGCUUCAACCACCUCUCUCUGCACUCCGCGCAGCCCUCCCACCCGCUCGACUCCCCCCCGCACGCCAGCGCGUCCACUCCGUUGAGCGACAGCGACAGCGGCAGCGGCGGUGGCGGGGGGGACGAGCCUGAGACGGCGACGCGGGGCGAUCUGCUGGACGUGGCGCGCAACAAGUGGCGCGCCAGCACCGUGUGGGCGCCGCUGGAGGCGGAGGGCAGCGCGGAAGGCGCGGGGGGAACGGGGGGAGCGGGGGUAGCGAGGGUAGCGGGGGUGAUGGGAGGAACGGGGGUCCCGGGAGGAGCGGAGCCGGCGGCGGCGGCGGCGGCGGCGGCGGCGGCGGCGGCGGCGUCGACUCUCACCCCCCCGAAUGAAGUGAUCACCGUGUGCCGCUCCGCUGGUAGAGCUCGCAUGGUGACUGCCGAUGGGUUGAGAUGGGCGGAGAAGGUUCGGUUAUUUUUCCCCCUCUCCGUUCCCGUUUUCCCCUUCCCCACUCCCGUCUUCCCCCUCCCCACUCCCGUUUGCCUGCAUGGCCAUCAUCCUCCCCCCUCACUCCCCCUCUCUCCCUCAUCGCCACCCCCAGCCAGCAUGACCUUCACUGCCCAGCCAGCAUCACCAUCAGUCCGGAUCUCAGUGGGCAGACCUGGAGAGGCUGGGGCACGUCGUUGGCGUGCCCCCCCUGCCCUCUCCCUGCCUCCUCCCUGCCCUCUCCCUGCCCUCUCCCUGCCCUCUCCCUGCCUCCUCCCUGCCCUCUCCCUGCCCUUCCCCUGCCCUCCCUCUGCCCUCCCCCUGCCCUACCCCUGCCCCUCCCCAUCCCCCAGGACUGCCAACUACAUUGGCAAGCUACCGGACGACCAGCUGACCACGCUGCUGGACCUGCUCUUCUCACCGUCCACGGGAAUCGGGUUCAACCUCGCUCGCUACCUGCUGGGCGCCAGCUUCAACGCCACCAACAGCCCGCAGCUCACCAAAGACACCUUUCACCAGGUCAACCUCCCCGGCUACAAGCCAACCGAGGCCGGCCCGUACGACUGGGCGGCGGACUGGCGGCAGCGGAAAGUGUUAAAAGGAGCGAUGGAGCGCGGUGUAGAUGAGGUAGAGGCGAUUGCGUACUCUCCGCCCUGGUGGAUGACCAUCAGUGGGGACACCGCGGGGAAUGUGGGCGGAGCGUCGAACCUCUCACCAGAUAGGUACGGUGAGUUUGCCGAGUAUCUAGCGACCAUAGUGGACUAUUUCCGGCGGGAGUGGAACGUGACGUUCAGCACGAUGAAUCCGGCGAAUGAGCCGCUGGAAGGGUGGUGGCAGCAGGGGGGGAAGCACGAGGGGUGCACGUUUACCGCGGCUCAGCUGGAGCGGCUUUGCACGGCCGUGGCGCGCGCGCUGCAGCGGAAGAAGCUGCCGACGCAGGUUGCGGGGUUUGAUAGCUUCGUCGGGUUCACGGUGCGGAACGCAAAGACAUGGACCGGGCAGCUGCUAUCCAGCCUGAAAAGGAUCUCCGUGCAUGGGUAUGUCCCCCCGCCGCCCACCACAACGGAUGCCAGGGAGUUUAUAGAGCAGCUCUAUGUGUGGUUGGCGCGGGUGGGGAUGGGCGUGGGGAAGGAGGUGUGGGUGUCGGAGAUCGGCCCGAUGUGGGCGGGAGGGGAGGACACCGACGUGGGGUUGUUCAUGAUGCGAUCGGCGAUCCAAGCGAUCAACAUCAUGGGUGCUUCGGCGUGGAUUUACUGGCAGCCGAUCACUCCGGACCUCCCUACAAACCCUAAUUCGUUCCGGUGGGGGCUGCUUACGAUAAAGCACAACGGUGUUUCGGACCCUACGGUCAUUCCGCUGGAAAUGACGUUUUCAAAAAAGUUUUACAUGAUGAAGCAGAUGGCCCGGGCGUCGCCGCGAGGGAGUGUGCCGCUGAGAAUAGACACGAGCGACGGGUGCCACCACUGCAUUGCGUCGUUCUUCAACCCCGAUAAGAACUUCAUCUCUAUCUAUAUAGUGAACCAGGAUGGUGGGGACUACAGUAUUUCAUUCAAAUUCGAGUUUUUUGGGCUGAUGGACGGGGCAAGCCCGUGUGUGGUGGAGGUGCAACGGACGUCUGAAAGCGAGGAUGCAGAGGUGGUUUCCACCGAUAGUCUCACUGAAAUGCCGCAGACUCUGCCUGUGACCGCAUUAGGCAGAAGCAUCACUACUAUAAUGAUAUCCAAUGUUGUAUGGUUGUAG